GCGGCUGUGGGGCUGAGCUUCGUUGUUGUGUAGAUAGGCGCUUAGUUCAGUGUGUGCGAGUGGAUGAUGGACCGAGGGCGCUCUUCCGUUUAGUGAAGCCGUAAAAACAUCUCACAUACACAAAAGUAUACAAAUAAUAGCUGAUAUAGUAACGCUAAGAAAAAAAGGCUAAACAAAGUAGUUUAUCUUUCACAUCCACUCUAUACACACACACGGCAUUGAUGGUAAUGUAUGCAAGGAAACAACCGAGACUCAGUGAUGGGUGUACCGACCGAAGGGAUUCCCAACCCUAUCAGACUCUUAAAUACCCAUCAAAGAGUCAUCCUGCCAGUGGGGAUCACCGUCAUGAAAAGAUGCGAGAUUCUACAGAUCCCACACCGCCGUGCAAAAUGCUGCGGAGGUCUGACAGUCCUGAAAACAAACACAGUGACAACACGGGCCAUGGCAAGGCGAAAACUACCCAUACACACAGAGUCAGAGAGAGAGAUGGAGGCACCAGUUAUUCUCCACAAGAGAAUUCACACAAUCACAGCAGUACUCUUCACAGCAGUAGCUCAAAUUCACAUUCUUCUACUCCAAGCAGUAAUCCAAGUAAAACUUCAGAUGCACAUUAUGAACCUGCAGAUGAUUGGUCAGAACACAUUAGCUCAUCUGGGAAGAAAUACUAUUACAACUGCAGAACAGAGGUUUCACAGUGGGAAAAACCCAAAGAGUGGCUGGAGAGAGAGCAGAGACAAAAAGAAGCUACAAAAAUGGCAGUCGUUAACAGUUUCCCAAAAGAUAGGGAUUACAGAAGAGAAGCCAUGCAAGCGACCGCUACGAGUGGUUUUUCCAGUGGAAUGGAAGAGAAGCAUUCCAGUGAGGCCGGUAAUGCGCACCCUCAGAAUAUUUUGUCUCAGACAAGCAGACACAAUGACAGCGACUACAGACUGCCCAGAGCAGAGACUCAAUGCAGUGCUGCCCCAGAACAGCACAACAGCAAACCAGUGGUUCUGCCAGCUGCUUCUGCCCCAAGCACUGUUUCUUCUAGUCCCUUUACUCUACUACCUGGUCACCAGCCAAAGAAAUCCUUUGCUGCAAAUGGAGCUGCUACUUUAUCGAAACUGCCACCACCCACAUCCUCCACCCCAGUACAGAAAUCUGAAAGGAAAGAAUCUGCACAGACGGAAAAGCCUGCAUCCCAUUCUUGUACCUCCCAGUCUUCCUCCACUUCCAGUUUGAACCCCUCCGUGACACAGACUUCCUCCGCUUCCACAGUCCCUGUUUCUCCUGUCCCACAGUCACCCGUUCCUCCAUUACUCCAGGACCCAAACCUCCUACGGCAGCUUCUGCCUGCAUUGCAGGCCACCUUGCAGCUUAAUAAUGCUAAUGUUGACAUGUCUAAAAUUAACGAAGUUCUUACAGCUGCUGUCACACAAGCUUCAUUACAGUCUAUGCUUCAUAAGAUUCUCACAGCUGGACCAUCUGCUUUCAACAUCACUACUUUGCUUUCCCAAGCUGCUCAGCUGUCUACACAAGCCCAGCAGUCUAAUCAGUCUCCAAUGUCAUUAACAUCAGAUGCCUCGUCACCAAGGUCAUAUGUAUCUCCGAGGAUAAGCACGCCACAGACAAAUACAAAUAAGUCUCUCAUAAACACACCUCCAGUAUCAUCACAGCCAAAGGUUAGUACACCUGUAGUGAAACAAGGACCAGCGCCACAGUCAGUACCUCAGCAGCCUGUACCUGCUGAAAAGCACGGGCAUGAACCUGCGUCCCCUCGGACUCUUCAGCGGUCAAGUAGUCAAAGGAGUCCGUCACCUGCUCCAAACCACAUCCCUAGCAACAGUACAUCAAGUACAGCAUCUGUGCCACCAAGUCCAUCUGCAAGGCAGACGUGUACAUUUACACCCACGCUAGCAGCACACUUCAAUGAAAAUCUUAUAAAACAUGUCCAAGGAUGGCCUGCCGACCAUGUGGAGAAACAGGCAUCAAGAUUACGUGAAGAAGCCCACAAUAUGGGAAGCAUUCACAUGUCUGAAGUUUGUACUGAACUGAAAAAUUUAAGAUCAUUAGUUCGAGUGUGUGAAAUUCAAGCAACAUUACGAGAGCAAAGGAUACUAUUUUUGAGACAACAAAUUAAAGAACUUGAAAAAUUGAAGAAUCAGAAUUCCUUUAUGGUGUGAAUUCAUAAAAAAAAAAAUUGCACAUGGUUGGAACCCAGGAACUUUUGAUCCUUUUGCCCAGUCUUAACACUUUUGAGCUGCUAUUCGGUAGGCUUUGGACCGUUGGGCUGGGUAGGAAGUAUGUGGCAGGGGGAAUGAUUCAGGGGAAUUUACAAGGUAUGAUUUUGUAAAAGCCCUUGAAAUGUAGAUUUCUUGUAGAUGUAUCCAUGUUGUAAAUAAGUUUUGUAGAGUGAAGCCAUGGGAAGCCAUGCGUAUCAGAGCUUUGACUUGCAAACUAAUCAAUGCUGAGGUGGCUAAAUACCCAGCCUUUUACAUGUUAACCUGUCUGCAGAAGCUUUUGUUAAUGGAUCAGUGAACCAUUGCUAUUGAACCAAAAUCUGCAUGGAAUACGGGGGGACAAAUUUAAUAUUUAAUUUUAUGAUUAUAAUACUGAAUUUUUUGAUUAUUGUUAAAUUAUAAGAGACUAUACUUUUUACAUUUUUAUUUGGUUCAGUAAACUGAUGCGAGUCAAGGCGGUUUGUGAAAGGAUAGUGGCCCCACAUUUGACAAGCACAGCAUUCCCCGAAGCAAUGGUUCAAGGCUCUGUUUCAUCAUUCAGUGACCCCACAUUUACUAGGAUAAAUACCAGUGCCUGAUUGUGUGCAUUUAAAGCUGCAGCACCUUGGAACAGUUUGGUCAAAGUACACGAGCAAGGGAUAUAAUCUGAUUCCAACCACCCUGUCUGGAAUAUUGUUGCAUACAGUUUCCUCAAUGCAGGGCAGAGAUUAGUUUCUUUUUAUGUGCUUUUUUUCUUUUUUUUCUGAUUUUCAGUUUUGCUCCAUCCUUUCCUGCUGCUGAUUUUUACUGUACAUUUUAACUCUCUUGAGGUUGUUGUCAAGGCACCUUGGUUUAACCAAGUUUUCAUUCCUAUGUACAGUUCCUAAAAUAAAAUAAAAAGUUGUAUUAAAAGUUGCGGUGAUUACUAGUAUAUCCAAUAUGUCGUAUACAUAAAUUAUUGCUACAUAUUUUCAUUUGCACCCUGUAAGGACGGAAUGCAAGUGCUUCUGGGACACACACACACACACACACGUGCACUGAUGAGCAGUCAAAGUGACAGGAUCCCUGUCCACUGAAACGGGGGUGGGGAUGGGGAUUGAAAAGAUGAAAGGCCGGAUGUGAAAUGUAUGUAUUGUAAUAAACAAAUGUUAAAAGAGAAA
Molecule: messenger RNA, 3358 nt
Organism: Acipenser ruthenus (sterlet)
Lineage: Eukaryota; Metazoa; Chordata; Actinopteri; Acipenseriformes; Acipenseridae
Product: WW domain-containing adapter protein with coiled-coil-like
Exons: 14
Coding region: 222-2162 (646 amino acids)
Biological process (GO): positive regulation of TORC1 signaling; regulation of autophagy
Cellular component (GO): nucleus
Molecular function (GO): RNA polymerase II complex binding; chromatin binding
Source: RefSeq, a predicted model, not a curated record